Molecule: messenger RNA, 795 nt
Organism: Morchella sextelata
Lineage: Eukaryota; Fungi; Ascomycota; Pezizomycetes; Pezizales; Morchellaceae
Exons: 3
Coding region: 1-795 (264 amino acids)
Cellular component (GO): cytoplasm; mitochondrion
Source: RefSeq, a predicted model, not a curated record
AUGCAAUGGCCGCCCUGGACCUCCUCUCCCUCCCCUCCGCCCCCCCAAAGCACCCCCCAAAGCACGCUCUGGGACACCAACAAGGCGCUCAUCCUGCCCACGCUCACGCUCACCACCGCCGCCCUGGGCGCCGCCUACCUCUACCGCAACCACCUGCGCCGCAUCCCCGACGCGGCGAGCAUCUACCCCAGCUUCUUCCGCCGCCGCAGCAUCUACGGCCGCGUCACCUCCGUCGGCGACGGCGACGGCUUCCGCCUCUACCAUACGCCGGGCGGACGCUGGCUCGGCUGGGGGUGGCUGCCCGGACGGGAGGUCCCCACGGCGGGGCCGGGGGGCAGGGGCGGCGUGAGGGAUACGUUGCAUAUUAGGAUCGCGGGCGUGGAUGCGCCAGAGGGCGCGCACUUUGGCCGCGCGGCGCAGCCGUAUGCGGCCGAGGCGCUGGCGUGGCUGCGCGAGUACCUGCUCGGACGGAAUGUGCGCGUGUAUGUGUACCGGCGCGACCAGUAUGAGCGUGUGGUGGCGAGCGUGAAGGUGUGGAGGGGCGUGUGGAGGAGGGAUGUGGGGCUGGAGAUGUUGGAGAGGGGGAUGGCGACGGUGUAUGAGGCGAAAACGGGCGCCGAGUUUGGGAAGCUCGAGGAGGUGUAUAGGCUGGCAGAGUGGCGGGCGCGGAAGGCGAGGAGGGGCAUAUGGAAGCAGGCGAGGAUUAACUUUGUGAGUCCGGGGCAGUACAAGAGGGCGAUCAGGGAGGCGGAGGCGACGAAGGGUGCGGCAGGGACGCCGGUGGUGAAGGUGUAG